This is a messenger RNA of Humulus lupulus (European hop), 2517 nucleotides long. RefSeq names its product putative pentatricopeptide repeat-containing protein At5g47460. Gene Ontology annotation, molecular function: protein binding; RNA binding. Bases 631 to 2331 code for a protein of 566 amino acids. The record is from RefSeq and is a predicted model, not a curated record. The transcript has a single exon. Lineage: Eukaryota; Viridiplantae; Streptophyta; Magnoliopsida; Rosales; Cannabaceae. Gene Ontology annotation, biological process: RNA modification.
UCUCCAUCUAUCUAAAAAUGUAGCAAAGGCUAUAUUUAGUCAAUCUAAAAUUAGAUACCAAGAAAUGUAAUAUUAUGUGUAUACUAUUUUUUUUAUUUGAUGAUUGUUAGUAAUUUAGUUUAUCAUACCAUGCAUCAUUAGAUUUUGCCACGGUUACUAAGGAGGUGGCGUUGUGUUGUAACUUGGGUGAUGUGUUCUGUCUCCAUACAAGUCACAACCUAACCUUUUUCUCCAUUGAAUUCUGACCCAACUUUUUUUUUCUUUUCUUUUUAAUGUCCCCAUGAUUUUUCUUAGAACUCAUUCAUUGCAAUAGGUUCCAUUUUGUUGACUUGUGGACAAGAGAUAGAUAGAAAGAUACCACCAAAAGUCAGGACUAAUUUUAAUGAGUGAUUGGUAAAGCAUUUAACUUUGGUAGAAUCCUAUGUAUAAGUAGAAACCUUUCAUAUCUAACUUUCGUAUGCCUAAAUAAGUGAUCUUUCUUUCAAAAAAUUCAAUCUUGAAGGUGGGAUUAUAAUGACUUAACUUUUCUCUUUCUUUGGUUGGUUGGUUUGUUGGUUUCAUUUCAUUGCUUUAUAGUUUUUAACACAACAAGGUACUACUAGUAUGUCAUAAACUCUAAUUAUCGUAGCUAUGCAAAGAUUCCUAUUCAAUAGAUUGGUCCAAAAGAACCUACUUUUACAUUCAUUAUGUCCAAAAGAACAUCUUUCUCAAAGUGAGCAGGCCUUGUUUGAGGCAUCUUCAUUACUUAAUUCUGGUGGUGCUAAAGCAGAUUGGAACACCUUGGUCCACAUGGUACGAGCUUCGACAAACAUGAGCUGGGGUUUUUAUUGUCACCAGCUUCAUAGCUACAUUCUACGAUCUGGGUUUGGCUCCGAUGUCUCUAUCUCCAAUGCCCUGAUUCGCUUUUAUGUAACAGUUGGUACUUUGAAUGGUGCACACAAAGUGUUUGUUGAUAUGCCUCAUCGUAGUGUUGUCUCUUGGAACUCUAUGAUUUCUGGGUUCGUGCGCUCUGGCCAGUUUAGUAAAGCAUUGGAUACUUUUCUUGAAUUGGAUAGGUCCGAUAUUUUUGCUGACUUGUUUUCCUUGACGGCUGCUUUGGCUGCGUGUGGCCCACAUGGUCUUUUCCGGUUAGGCCGGUCAAUUCACUCUAAGAUAGUGAAAUCAGGUGUCGAAAAUGGCCUUGUUGUUUCCAAUUGCUUGAUUGACAUGUACGGGAAAUGUGGCCCUAUUAAAGAAGCAAUGGUUGUGUUCAAUAAUUUGGUUGACAAGGACAUAAUCUCUUGGAAUUCUGCCAUUGCAGCAUGUGCUAAAAAUGGAGACUUGAAACAAGCAGUUUGUUUAUUACAGCAGAUGCCUAAACCUGAUACAAUCUCAUAUGAUGAAUUGAUAAACGGGUAUGCUCAGUUUGGAGAGAUGGAAGAAGCUAUUAAGAUUUUGUCAAGAAUGCCAAAUCCAGACUCAUCUUCAUGGAACUCAAUAAUUACAGGAUUUGUAAAUAGAAACCAAGCAAGAGAAGCUUUAGAUGUCUUGUGCAAAAUGCACUUAGAGAAUAUAAGAAUGGAUGAGUUCACAUUUUCAAGUGUUUUAAGUGGAGUUGCAGGACUUUCAGCUUUCACAUGGGGAAUGUUGAUCCACUGCUGCACUGUAAAGAGAGGUUUUGAUACAUCUACUGUUGUAGGAAGUGCUCUGAUUGAUAUGUAUUCCAAAUGUGGGGAGGUAACAAAGGCAGAAUCAAUUUUCAAAUCACUGGCAGAUAAGAAUUUGGUCACUUGGAAUGCUAUGGUCUCUGGCUUUGCUCACAAUGGAAACUCUUCAAGAGUACUCGAGCUCUUUGAGCAGCUGCAGCUGGAGAGGAAUGUGCAGCCCGACGAAAUCACAUUUCUUAACGUUUUAUCUGCUUGCGCGCAUAAUCAAAUGCCAUUCGAAACAGCAUUUCAGUACUUUGGAAUAAUGAUCAAGGACUAUGGAAUUGAACCAAGUAUUGAACACUGUUGCUGUAUGAUCCGGCUAAUGGGACAGAGUGGGGAGCUGAGAAGGAGGGCAGUGGGGCUAAUCUAUGAGCUGGGUUUCGGGGGUUCUGCUUUGGCUUGGAGAGCUCUGCUUGGUACUUGUGAGGGUUGUACGGAUUUGAAGUUAGCAGAGAUUGCAGCUGCAAAAGUGAUAGAGUUGGAGGGUGACAAGGGUUAUGCCUACAUUGUUAUUUCUAACAUGUAUGCAUCUUAUGGCAAAUGGGACGAUGUUAAGGCAGUGAGGAAGUUGACAAGGGAGGAAGGAGCAAGAAAAGAAGCUUCUUAUAGUUGGAUCGAGGUUGUCCCUUACUCACCUUCAUAAUAAUGAAACAAUUACAAGAAAUAGUCAUAGGAGUUUUUAAGAAUUAGUGAAAUUGUUACUUAAAACCAUUUUUACUAAUUUACCAUACAUGCCAAGCCUGGAUGUAGCAUUCAAUUGAGAAGCAAAUCGCUCCCAUCACCACCAAAAGAAAAAAAAACUUUAAGAUCUUAAGUUGUAAAGGCAAGA